AUGAAGGUUUGCGUUGCUCCAGCGUCUACGAAGACCGGCCGAGCUGCCAUCGACGCGCUGCUAAAAGAUACUGGACAGCAUUCUGUUGUCGGCAUUUACAGGGAUCUUGGUAAAGUCCCUGAGCACUUCAAAUGGCAUCCGUGGUUCGAGGCUCGACAGGGUGAUGUCGCGUCCGUCGAGACUUUGAACUUUUCUGGCUGUGACGUCUUGUUAACGAUGACGCCGCCAUUCCUUUUCACUUCUGAUGAUCCGGUAGCUACGGCGAAGGAGAUCUCUGACAACGUUAAGGAGGCGGUACUGAGAGUGGGGAGCAUUAGGCGCAUCGUCUACAUCUCGAGCGGGGGAGCCCAGCAUGAGAGUGGAGUGGUCUCGGUCAAAGAUGUUGGAGCCUUCUGUGCGGCCCUGGCGGUCGACAUGAAAAUCAGCGAGUCAACUUCUUACCCAUUUAUCGUGGAGCUUCAUGGCCCCAAGGCAUAUUCUCCCGAGGACGUUGAGCCACUCAAAAGCCAUCAGACAGGAGCCAUUUACCAGUUAUCCAUCUAA
This is a messenger RNA of Scedosporium apiospermum, 543 nucleotides long. RefSeq lists its product as uncharacterized. The transcript has 3 exons. Bases 1 to 543 code for a protein of 180 amino acids. The record is from RefSeq and is a predicted model, not a curated record. Lineage: Eukaryota; Fungi; Ascomycota; Sordariomycetes; Microascales; Microascaceae.